This is a messenger RNA of Homarus americanus (American lobster), 1521 nucleotides long. RefSeq lists its product as uncharacterized. NCBI's taxonomy places the organism in Eukaryota, Metazoa, Arthropoda, Malacostraca, Decapoda, Nephropidae. The record is from RefSeq and is a predicted model, not a curated record. The transcript has a single exon. The coding region runs from base 1 to 1521 and encodes 506 amino acids.
AUGGAGCAAGCACAUGGAACAGAGGUACAUGGAGCAGUCACACGGAACAGAGUCACAUGGAGCAGUCACACGGAACAGAGGUACAUGGAACGUCACACGGAACAGAGUCACUGGAGCAGUCACACGGAACAGAGGUACAUGGAGCAGUCACACGGAACAGAGUAUAUAGACCCAGUCACACGGAACAGAGGUGGGAACAGCCACACGGAACAGAGGUACAUGGAGCAAGCACAUGGAACAGAGGUACAUGGAACAGUCACACGGAACAGAGGUACAUGGAGCAGUCACACGGAACAGAGGUAUAUAGACCCAGUCACACGGAACAGAGGUACAGGGAACAGCACACGGAACAGAGGUACAGGAACAGCCACACGGGAACAGAGCAUGGAAGUCACACGGAACAGAGUCACAUGGAGCAGUCACACGGAACAGAGGUACAUGGAGCAGUCACACGGAACAGAGGUAUAUAGACCCAGUCACACGGAACAGAGGUACAGGAACAGCCACACGGAACAGAGGUACAUGGAGCAAGCACAUGGAACAGAGGUACAUGGAACAGUCACACGGAACAGCGGUACAUGGAGCAGGCACAUGGAACAGAGGUCAUGGAACAGUCACACGGAACAGAGUACAUGGAGCAGGCACAUGGAACAGAGGUACAUGGAGCAGUCACACGGAACAGAGGUACAUGGAACAGUCACACGGAACAGAGGUACAUGGAGCAGGCACAUGGACAAGGGUACAUGGAGCAGGCACAUGGAACAGAGGUACAUGGAGCAGGCACAUGGAACAGAGGUACACGGAACAGUCACACGGAACAGAGGUACAUGGAGCAGGCACAUGGAACAGAGGUACAUGGAGCAGGCACAUGGAACAGAGGUACAUGGAGCAGGCACAUGGAACAGAGGUACAUGGAACAGUCACACGGAAAGAGGUACAUGGAGCAGGUACAUGGAACAGAGGUACAUGGAGCAGUCACACGGAACAGAGGUACAUGGAACAGUCACACGGAACAGAGUACAUGGAGCAGGCAUGGAACAGAGGUACAUGGAGCAGGCACAUGGAACAGAGGUACAUGGAGCAGGCACAUGGAACAGAGGUACACGGAACAGUCACAUGAACAGAGCUACACGAACAGUCACACGGAACAGAGCUACAGGAACAGACACGGAACAGAGCUACACGGAACAGUCACACGGAACAGAGCUACAAGGAACAGUCACCGGAACAGAGCUACACGGAACAGUCACACGGAACAGAGCUACACGGAACAUUCACACGGAACACAGCUACACGGGACAGCGCUACACGGAACAGUCACACGGAACAGAGCUACACGGAACAGCUACAGGGACAGAGCCACGGAACAGAGCUACACGGAACAGAGCUACACGGAACAGAGCUACACGGAACAGUCACACGGAACAGAGCUACACGGAACAGUCACACGACAGAGCUACACGGAACAGUCACACGGAACAGAGCUACACGGAACAGGAAUCAACCUCUACUGGUGAUUAA